AUGGCGUACUCCUUCAAGGCUGUCUUUACGGUUGCCGCGAUAUUCAGUGGACUUGUCACUGCGCAGUGUCCGAACCUCGUUGCACAGUAUCAAGUUGCCACUUCGCGUUCUAUGAGCACUAAUCAGACAUGGUUCAUCGUACCGGUGCCCAGAGAUGAUGUGCAGAAAGCUGUUGAUGAAACGACUUCGCCAAUCGACCUCCCCGGCCUCCUCACUGGCCAAAUUAAGCCUUGCUUCCAGUACCUCUAG
This is a messenger RNA of Parastagonospora nodorum SN15, 249 nucleotides long. RefSeq lists its product as hypothetical. Lineage: Eukaryota; Fungi; Ascomycota; Dothideomycetes; Pleosporales; Phaeosphaeriaceae. The record is from RefSeq and is a predicted model, not a curated record. The transcript is spliced from 2 exons. The coding region runs from base 1 to 249 and encodes 82 amino acids.